Molecule: messenger RNA, 3053 nt
Organism: Drosophila sechellia
Lineage: Eukaryota; Metazoa; Arthropoda; Insecta; Diptera; Drosophilidae
Gene: NK7.1
Product: homeobox protein NK7.1
Exons: 4
Coding region: 97-2259 (720 amino acids)
Biological process (GO): cell differentiation; regulation of transcription by RNA polymerase II
Cellular component (GO): nucleus
Molecular function (GO): RNA polymerase II cis-regulatory region sequence-specific DNA binding; DNA-binding transcription factor activity, RNA polymerase II-specific
Source: RefSeq, a predicted model, not a curated record
GGAAAAAGUUUUUCAAGCAAAAAAUAAAGGAAAAAGAAAAGAGAAAACCGAACUAACACUAGCAAAGGACUCUUGUGCACAUGCAACGUGGCUCAAAUGAUGCCCGAAACUGAACGCGACGCACAUUUGGAGGCAGCUGAAAUGGCCAGUGGCGCCCUGGCGCAUAAUUACGGUAUUGUCAAGGAUCAGCAACAACAGCAACAGCAGCAACAACUGCAUCACCUGCAGCAGCAACAUCAUCAUCAACAGCAGCAGCAGCAACACCAGCAGUCCAACUCGGAUCUGUACAAGAUGGCCUGCAAUGGCUACAACUACAGCAGUCCGCUGACCAUACCGCCCACCUCGAUGACCACGCACAUGGUCAGUCCGAUCAGCAACAGCAAGGAGAAGCUGGUGAAUAUGUUGCGAGUGCGUGACAACAACAACAUGGCCAGCCCGAUCUCCGACAGUCCACCCACCACGUUCCUGCAAAAGCAACUGGAGGCGGUUGUGUCGCCACGGCCGAGUUCAGUGCAUCCCCAGCAUCAGCAGCCGCAGCAGCAGAGUGCGCAGCUGCAGCAGCAACGGCGUUCGGUCAGCACACCUGCGAUUACAACCACUCCGGGUCCGCCCACCAAUUGGCAUGCCCAUGUCUAUGAUCGACUGCCGCCACAUCCGACGCCGCACUCCAUAGCCGAUAUCCUGGGCAUGUCCUUUGUCAAAAAGGAACGGCCAGAGGUCGCCUUUGAUGCUCAAGGACCGGCCAAGUCGCCGAAUAGCAUACUGAAACCGUAUCAGGAUCAGCAGCCCAUUCGUAGCUCCUCCAUUUCGAUGAGCGAUGCCAGCGAGGAGGAGAGUGCCGCUGUUGCAGGGGCAACAUCUGCCGCAGCAGCAGGGGCAGCAAACAUCACAGCAGCAAAUGUUGCAACUCCGCUCGAUCAGCCGCUAAAUCUGUGUGUGGCCAAAAAGUCCCGCGACAGCAACAACUCACCCAUGCCGGCCACCAAACAGAGCCAAAUCCUCGGGAAGUCUGCUACCAAGAAGGAAAGCUCCGGCAAGCCGGCGGCCAAGAAAAAGAAGCUAUCGCCAACGGCAGCGUCAACUGUGGCUCUACCACCGGAUAUCAGUCCAACGGGCAGCAGCGACAGUUUGAUGCGGGACAAGUUGAUGGCCAACAACAGCAGCUCGCCGGGCAGCAAUGUGAAUGCGCAGUUGCAGAGCAAUGCCAAUAGCACAUUGGAGACCACCGAGGAUGACUCCGAUUCCGGUUCCACGGAUGCGCGGCGAAAGAAGAAGGCACGCACCACGUUCACCGGCAGGCAGAUCUUCGAGCUGGAGAAGAUGUUCGAGAACAAGAAGUAUCUCAGCGCCAGCGAGCGCACCGAAAUGGCCAAGCUGCUGAUGGUCACUGAAACGCAGGUGAAGAUCUGGUUCCAAAACCGGCGCACCAAGUGGAAGAAGCAGGACAAUGUCACGAAUAACGAGGCGGCGGAGCACAAAUCCUCGAAUGCGAAGCCAGGAGCAACAGGCACCGCAACAACAACGCCAAGUGGAGAGCCGACCGAAAAGAGAUCCAGUAAUGCGACUUCACCCACUGUUGGCAAUGCCGCCCCCAUUGCGGAGAUUAAGAAAUCUCCAAAGUCUCCAAAUCGCGGCAGUAACAAUAACAACAACAAUACGUUAAACAACAAUGUUAAUAACAGCGAGGGAAAAGUGCCCGCCAAACAAAGUACCACCAAGAUUAAAAAGCAGUUGAAUGCGCUGCUGGAAAAGACAGUUAAAACGGCUAAUCAAGCACAUCGAAGUGCAGAAUUGGAGAGCAGCGACCAAAAGCCCGCAGUGGAGAAAAGGCCAAAUAAUAGUAACGAAAAUCAACUGCUACACCAGCGCUUGCAUCAACAUGCCAUACCUUUAACUGUAGAACCAGCCGCUCCACUCGAACAAACCGAGAAAUUGGACAUAAAACGAGAGGAGUCACCGCAGCACCGGGAACUGCAGUUAAGUCUCCAAAGGGCGGCAAUUCAAAAUGGCCAGCUAACGGAAAUGGAUUUUGAAAGCAAAUUGGCCGCAAGUAAAAUAUCCAUUGCCUUGGCCAUGGCCAAUAAACAAAUGCAGCCGGAAAAGAUGAUCAAAACCGAGAGUUCCUCAUCGGAGGGCGAAGGCGAGGGAGACGGCGAGGAAGAGGAGGAGGAGGAGGAGGAGGUGUCCUCCAGCGAGCAUGGCGAUUCCAUAGAAGCCCACGAUUCCCAGGAUCAGGAUGUCGCCAUGCGGGAGAUUUAAACAGAAAAAAACACAGUCAAAUUAACUUGUGCCAAAAAGUCGAAUAUUGCUCAUCCACAAAGAGGAUUAACUAUCCCAAUAUACAAAAGAAAAAAAGAAAACUAAACAGAAAGAAAACCCCCAUAGUUGUAUUACUUAAUUGUAAUUUAAUUGUCGCGUAAUCUGUUCAAUUUUAGGCUUGUAUUUUAUUUAUUUAAUAUACUUAAACGCUAAGGCUAGGCUUUUGUAAAUGUCGCAUUUAAAUGUCCGCGUAAACUAUGGCAAAUUGUAAUCUGAACUUUUGAGAAUUUCAUGUGAUAAUGUAUACGAGGCGAUUACAAAAUUGAUUUUACUACUUGAACUAUGAACUAUACUGUAUGUAGGCCUGUAAGCUCUGCUACCCUGUAAAUUGCAAUUGAAUGAAACAUAUUUAUUGAGUGUUUGUACAAAAAAGGAAUUAAGGCAACAAAUAAGAAGAUUAAGCCCGAAAAAUGGCUUAAGCUCUGGUUAAAUUUAUCGGAACUUUACAUUUAUUUAAGAAAAGUUGAAACAAUAUUGCGUUAUCGUCAUUCAGUUCAUCAGAAAACCUUUUGUUCGUUAAAAUAAAUAAAUUUCCUAAAUUUGUUUUUAUAUAUUUUAAUGCUACUUAAACCUGAAUGGCAAAUAAGUUAAUUCAAAUUAUUAAACCCUAAACUAUUCCGCUGAAUUUAACAGGAGUAUAAGACAAUUGUAUGGCUGAUUGAACGCUCCGCCGUUACACAUUUUAAAUUCAACAAAUUAAACGAUAACAAAAUAAACAGAAUAAAUUCAAUCAA